AUGUCUACUGCAGGAAUCUUCAACGUUCAAGAAACUCAGGGUGCCGAGAAAGUAAAGCUGGAAACCACCGCAGCUGCAGCACAGGUAGAAGCAAAAACAUCGGAAGCUGCCCGCACAAUUGAAAAUAAUGCCGAUCAAGCUCAGUACGCUGCAGGACAAGCUGCCGCAGCCGCCAAGUCGCUCGGGAACGACUUUACUGGUGAACCAACUUCCGCGAUGGAUCAAUUGCAGUAUACAGCAAAGCAAACGACUGAUGCCGCAGUGAAUGAAGGUCACAGGGAUGUUGAGGCAGCGAAAGCUACCGGAGAGGGUUAUGUGAAUCAGGUUAAGAACAUGGCCGCCAACGCGGCCGCUUCGGUCAAUGCGACAGUUCAGCCCUACAUCGCUGGUUUUACUGGGGCCACCGACUCAACCUCAGACAGAUCGGCCCCCAAUGGGGCCAACCAGUCUGGCGUUAUAUCUCAGCUGCAGUCUGGUGCAGCGGUAGCAGUGCAGACCGGAAGGGAGUAUGUCGCUGCCGCAAAACCUCACAUAGACAAGGCUACCACCGCUGCUCAGAAUUACUUGCACAGCAUUCAAGAUCAGGGGUCUGCAACAACUGGCGCACCUCCGGGACAAGUGCCCGCUACAACAGCUCCUCUUGAGAGUGGACCACAUACCGUAGGGUCGCCUUAUGGUGCCACGAAAGAUUCGACAGUGGGAGAUGUCAGCAAAACAGUCUAG
Marasmius oreades (fairy-ring Marasmius) is the source of this 723-nucleotide messenger RNA. RefSeq lists its product as uncharacterized. The transcript has 4 exons. Lineage: Eukaryota; Fungi; Basidiomycota; Agaricomycetes; Agaricales; Marasmiaceae. The record is from RefSeq and is a predicted model, not a curated record. The coding region runs from base 1 to 723 and encodes 240 amino acids.